AUUUUUAAGCGCCAGAUCCAAAUAUUUUUCUGUCACUGUCAACUCAAGUUCGUUCGAAAUCGUCUUGUCAAAGUAUGCAGACUAUGGACCGUGAAGCUUUAGUUACAGAAAAAUAUAGGGUGAUUGAAGACAUAAAGAAGGCAAAUCUCGAAGUGAUGAAUAUCAGAUCAUCGUUUGACCCUGGCUUCUCCCGUAAACUUUAUGAACAAAAGCAGCUAAAGGCGCAACUAAAGCAAAAACACAUUGCCUUGACAACAAACAAGCUGUUUUUCGAAUGCAUGGCACAAGAUCCUGAGUUAUGGCCGUCAGGAACAGAAUCAGAAAAGUUCACUGAAGAAAUCCGAGAUGAGUAUAAGAAAGUAUUAGAUGAAAUGACGGACAAAGAAACUGAGAUAUCAUCCAUGUGUGAAAUGGCAGAAGAAGCAUUCAAUUUUCUGCAAAUUAAAUUACAAGAGGUGGAAAAAUUAAAGGAAAAUCUUGAAAAAAAGGUUUCCAAACUUGCACACCUGAAGAGUAGAAAGAAUACACAAUCUGUAGGCAGUGCUGUACCCCAGAAUGUGACUGAAAAGUUGAAGUCUAUUGAUGCUGAAAUUGCAAAAUGCCAGGACACAAAAGUCAUUGCACUGAAACAGUUACAAGAAAAUCUGAAAACAGUCGAAGAGUUACAAGACAAAGUGCACGAAACUAAAAAACUAGUGGAACUGAAACACAGAUUAGAGGAGGCACAGUUGUCUGAUUCAUCAAGAAAUCUGGAAAACAUUAGAAAACUUGUUGACAACAUAGAAUCACUGGGUGAAGUUCGAGCUCACUUGGUUUCCGUCAACUCCGUCUGCUUGGAGUUCCUGCAGAUCUCAGUUUACGAUGACGUAAACCUCCAGUUGUUACUCGAGUUCAGUGACAACGAUCUUGGUAAACCAGUGUUGACGUCAGCAAAGGUAAAUGAAACAGUUUUAAAUGUGGACGACAUACUGAGUACUGGAGUGAAGAGAAACGAUGUUGUUUCUCUCAUUGAGCAGCUCAAGUCACGGUGGACGUCGCAUGUCCCGUUAAUUACUGAAAUCAAUCAGCUCAGAGAUAUGUAUGCUAUUGACUGGAUACCCGAAGAACACUUACUGCGUAUCAUAGUGGGCAAAAAAAGUACAAUUGUCUGCACCCUGGAAAUACCAGAGAGUUACCCAUCGGCAGGGAAGAUAACUCCUGUUAGUAUUAGUGGCGAUGUGGACUCGGAGGAUACUACAAUUCUACAGCCGGAAGGUCCAGGUACACUCCUAGACUGGGCCAAAUAUUUGGAAGAAAAAUACCGAAACCAGUGAACUAUUGACAGCCAAGUGUAUUUUAGUCGAAAUGACCAUUGACACUAGUAAUAUGUUACAAUGAUAAUUCAUCACAGAAGAUCUGAAUCCUUUUGCAACUUUUGCAUUGAGAUCAAUUUCCUGCAAACUUAAGACCUAGGUCAUUGAAACGUGGUUUAUAGUUGCACCUAUGGAUGUUCAUCACAGUGCACCAAAAACUAAACACUUUUAUAAUGGUCAAGACAUUUAAUUCCACAGAAUAAUUUUUUCUUCUCUCUUUUUUUUUUUUAACAUUCUUCCAUUAUACAGGAGUGGGAAUUCUCCUCGGAUCAGCUGUUUUCCUUUCAUGGAACAUUGCGUUU
Gigantopelta aegis is the source of this 1654-nucleotide messenger RNA. RefSeq names its product early endosome antigen 1-like. The coding region runs from base 75 to 1313 and encodes 412 amino acids. The record is from RefSeq and is a predicted model, not a curated record. Lineage: Eukaryota; Metazoa; Mollusca; Gastropoda; Neomphalida; Peltospiridae. The transcript is spliced from 11 exons.